AUUUCUAUUUCAUUCAACGGUUUCGUAUACACGUCCGUCAAGCCCAUUUCCUGACCCUUUUUUUUCUCUUUCAUCUCAUUGCGAGGGGGGCAGUGGCUCACCGUCGUAUUCCAAAUUCUGGGUGUCGCUGGUUCUUCGACGCGAUGAAUCGAGCAGUAGGGACGGGCCGAGGUCUUCCAUUCGAGAUAUUUGACAAAAUCAUCGACCUAGUCGCGAAAGACACUAAAACGCUGAUAAAAUGCUCUCUCGUCUCUCGCGCCUUUUAUGAUCACACACGCUUCUACCUCCUGUACACCUUCCGCGUCUGUCCAGUUCUGCAAAGCGCCGCGCUCGCGCAGCUCGUCGACUUCUGGGACACUUCCCCACACCUCCCAACGUACAUCCACACCUUUCACUUUUCCACCGUCUUCCUCACAGAACAUGAUGCACCUCGCGUUCUGUAUCACCUGCGAAGCGUCAAAGACGCCUUCAUGAAUGACCUCGUCUUUGAUCAUUUCGAGCAUCGCGAAGCCGUCGAGGCCUUAGCCGCUCUCCCCAUACAGACCUUGACUAUCAACAAAUCCGCCUUUCCGAGCUUCCACGAUUUCUCCUUUGUCAUCCGCUGUUUUCCCCUCUUGAGAUCCCUCCAUCUCUUCGGUGCCUCCAUCUCCGCCACUACCACAGUAACGCCCUGGAUCAAUUCCCUGCCACAAUGCAGCCCUCCCCGUAUCGAACACCUCACGAUCACAGCCCGGUCUAUUGACACCCGAAAGUCAAACACGCGCCUAUUCUCAGAGUUCCCUGCCCCCCCGUUCGAUGAUAACCAGCCUUUCCGUAUCGAUAACUUGAAAAGGCUCGAGGUCCGGUGCGCGAACCAGACGGAUAUCAUCCGGAUCGGGAGGUUUCUUCCCCGUGUCAAGAGGACGCUCAAGAGCUUGAGCAUCAUACGAGUGGAUAAUGGUGUUUCAAGCCGAGGGCAGCCAAUGCCGUGGGUCCUCGGUCUCCCCCCACUCGACCUCGAAUCGAUCGAAGACCUGACCAUCGACGUUGGGUUCAAAGUCAGGUCCUACGCCGAUUACUUGCUCUGGUGGAUCUCCAACCUAUCGACGGCGAAGGCUAUUCGGUCCAUCACCAUUCGAAUCGCCAUGGCUCUCGAGUAUAUUCACAAGGAGGAAGAUAAACAGUGGCAAAACGUCUGGCACGCGUUUGGUUUAGCUAUGCUGGGGAAGGAGUCUUUGCAGAAGGUUCUUGUGGAGUUUCAGAUCCCGUCUUCUCCGAGGAACUUUUUCACGAGGAAGAGGGGUGUCGAGCGUGAGUGUAGGGACUUGGUCGAGCGAGGUGUCAUGCGCGUGGUCGUGCCGAACAAAGCGCGUUUGGUGGCGUUUUAGGUGGUGGAUAAUUGGUGAAAUAUUGUGUUUAGUAUAGACUUUUACCAGUAUGUGUCUCUGUAUCUAGUCAAUAAUCAGCAUGGAUCAAAUAAUGGAUAUACGCAUCGUGGGCAGAAGAGCA
Molecule: messenger RNA, 1488 nt
Organism: Guyanagaster necrorhizus
Lineage: Eukaryota; Fungi; Basidiomycota; Agaricomycetes; Agaricales; Physalacriaceae
Exons: 3
Coding region: 144-1367 (407 amino acids)
Source: RefSeq, a predicted model, not a curated record